Ostrea edulis (European flat oyster) is the source of this 750-nucleotide messenger RNA. Its product is annotated as pre-mRNA-splicing factor CWC22 homolog. Lineage: Eukaryota; Metazoa; Mollusca; Bivalvia; Ostreida; Ostreidae. Bases 158 to 607 code for a protein of 149 amino acids. The transcript has 3 exons. The record is from RefSeq and is a predicted model, not a curated record.
UUGAAUAAUGUUUAGUUUAGAGACCAGCACUCAUUGUGUAGUCAAGAACAUUUCAAAUUAAGACAUAGCCCAAGCAGAAAAUAGACAAAAUCAAAAUGAUGACCGUUGUAUGAAUAAUUAAUUAAGGUUCUCCUCCUAUAAAUUCAAAAUUCUGCAGAUGGUUCAUCUAUAUACGAAAACCUCCUCCCAGGAAAUGCUGGCCACAGCUUCAUUUCUCGUUGUGCUAUGCGGCUUCGUUCUGGCUGAAUUUUCUCAUCAGGUUGAUGCAGAAAACGCCGAAGUUAUCGUCAGAGAUUUCGCUGGUUUGAGGUAUAAGCGUUUGGUACCAGUACAGCCUGUUGGAGGACGAAAUGAAACAAGUUUGGGUGACAUUAAUAACUCCAUAUCACAAAAUCUAAAGGCAAAAUCUCAAAAACAGACCAAGUCCAAGAGCCCGAAGAAAAAGUCAAAGAAAAAUUCAAAAUCUAAAAGAAAGUCAAAGAAAAGAAAGGAUAAAAAACGGAAUAAAAAGAAAUCCAAAAAGAGGAAAGAAAAGAAACAAAAAGGAUCUAAAAAGAAUAGAGGAAAUAAAACAAAAGGAGAACCAUCCCAAACGGUCCAAAUGUAACAGACGGCAGACGAAAACUAAAAAAGGAACCGAAAUGGAAAGAGGCAAGGAAAAUCUAAUAAUCCACACCAUUUAAAAAAAAUCAUAUGUAAUGAAUAUAGACCUACAUAUCUUUAUUGUAAUAAACGACAUCAGAACAGAAA